Mus pahari (shrew mouse) is the source of this 2724-nucleotide messenger RNA. RefSeq names its product interleukin 17 receptor D (gene Il17rd). The record is from RefSeq and is a predicted model, not a curated record. Gene Ontology annotation, molecular function: interleukin-17 receptor activity. Bases 137 to 2356 code for a protein of 739 amino acids. The transcript is spliced from 13 exons. NCBI's taxonomy places the organism in Eukaryota, Metazoa, Chordata, Mammalia, Rodentia, Muridae.
GGGCGAAGCCCGGCAGCGCAUGCCCCGUGAGGGCUGCCAUCCUUGGCCGCCGUCGCCACCGCCCACUCGGGGCUAGAGAGCGAGGUGCAGGCUGUAACCUAGCGGAGACCCGGCCCGACUGGGCGAGCGUACGGCCAUGGCUCCGUGGCUGCAGCUCUGCUCCUUCUUCUUCACUGUCAACGCCUGUCUCAACGGCUCGCAGCUGGCAGUGGCCGCGGGCGGCUCGGGCCGUGCGAGGGGCGCGGACACCUGUGGCUGGAGGGGAGUGGGGCCUGCCAGCAGAAACAGCGGACUGCACAACAUCACCUUCAGAUAUGACAACUGUACCACCUACUUGAAUCCUGUCGGGAAGCAUGUGAUUGCUGAUGCCCAGAACAUCACCAUCAGCCAGUAUGCUUGCCAUGACCAAGUGGCAGUCACCAUUAUUUGGUCCCCAGGGGCCCUUGGCAUUGAAUUCCUAAAAGGAUUCCGAGUCAUCCUGGAGGAGCUGAAGUCGGAGGGCAGACAGUGCCAACAGCUGAUUCUAAAGGACCCCAAACAGCUCAACAGCAGCUUCAGAAGGACUGGAAUGGAAUCUCAGCCUUUCCUGAAUAUGAAAUUUGAGACGGAUUACUUUGUAAAGAUUGUCCCUUUCCCUUCCAUUAAAAAUGAAAGCAAUUACCAUCCCUUCUUCUUCAGAACACGGGCCUGUGACCUGUUGUUACAACCUGACAACUUGGCCUGUAAGCCCUUCUGGAAGCCUCGAAACCUGAACAUCAGCCAGCAUGGUCCCAACAUGCAUGUGUCCUUCGACCAUGCCCCACAGAACUUCGGCUUCCGUGGCUUCCAUGUUCUCUAUAAGCUCAAGCACGAAGGCCCCUUCAGGCGGAGGACUUGCAGGCAGGACCAGAAUACAGAGACAACCAGCUGCCUCCUCCAAAACGUUUCUCCAGGGGACUAUAUCAUUGAGCUGGUGGACGACAGCAACACCACCAGGAAAGCUGCUCAGUACGUGGUGAAGUCAGUGCAGUCUCCCUGGGCUGGACCCAUCAGAGCUGUGGCCAUCACUGUGCCUCUGGUUGUCAUAUCCGCGUUCGCAACACUGUUCACUGUGAUGUGCAGAAAGAAGCAACAAGAAAAUAUAUAUUCACAUUUAGAUGAAGAAAGCCCCGAGUCAUCCUCAUACACUGCGGCUCUCCCUAGAGACAGGCUCCGGCCUCGGCCCAAAGUCUUCCUCUGCUACUCCAGUAAAGAUGGCCAGAAUCACAUGAACGUGGUCCAGUGUUUCGCCUACUUCCUGCAAGAUUUCUGUGGCUGUGAGGUGGCUCUGGACCUGUGGGAAGAUUUCAGCCUCUGCAGAGAGGGGCAGAGAGAAUGGGUCAUUCAGAAGAUCCAGGAGUCCCAGUUCAUCAUUGUCGUGUGCUCCAAAGGCAUGAAGUACUUUGUAGAUAAGAAGAACUUCAGACACAAAGGAGGCAGUCGCGGCAGCGCGGCGCAAGGAGAGCUCUUCCUGGUGGCCGUGGCAGCCAUUGCUGAGAAGCUCCGUCAGGCCAAGCAGAGCUCAUCUGCCGCACUGAGCAAGUUCAUCGCUGUCUACUUCGAUUAUUCCUGUGAAGGGGAUGUGCCCUGCACCCUGGACCUGAGCACCAAGUACAAGCUCAUGGACCACCUUCCUGAGCUCUGUUCCCAUCUGCACUCAGGAGAGCAGGAGGAGCUGGGUCAGCACGCGGGCCACAACAGCAGAAGGAACUACUUCCGGAGCAAAUCUGGCCGCUCCCUGUAUGUUGCCAUUUGCAACAUGCACCAGUUUAUUGAUGAGGAACCCGACUGGUUUGAGAAGCAGUUUAUACCCUUCCAACAUCCCCCUGUGCGCUACCGGGAGCCAGUCCUGGAGAAAUUUGACUCAGGCUUGGUUUUAAAUGAUGUCAUAAGUAAACCAGGGCCAGAGACUGACUUCUGUCGGAAAAUCGAGGCUUCUGUACUUGGGGCCGCUGGGCCAGCCGACUCUUAUUCAUACCUGGAGAAUCAGCAUGUAGGCCUGGACCAAGACACUGAGGCCCAGCCCGCCUGUGAUAGUGCCCCUGCCUUGCAGCCCCUGUUACACACAGUGAAAGCUGGCCGUCCCUCAGAGAUGCCACGGGACUCGGGCAUAUAUGAUUCUUCUGUACUCUCAUCAGAGCUCUCUCUGCCUCUGAUGGAAGGACUCUCCCCGGAUCAGAUAGAAACAUCUUCUCUGACCGAGAGCGUAUCUUCCUCCUCUGGCCUGGGUGAGGAGGACCCCCCUACCCUCCCUUCCAAGCUCCUUGCCUCUGGGGUGUCCAGAGAACAUGGUUGCCACAGCUACACUGAUGAACUGCAAGCGGUUGCUCCUUUGUAAGGAACGCGGAAGAAUCUAAGCAUCGCCACUUUAGCUGCUGAUCUCUCUGGCUCCCCGGUUCACCUCUGUGGUUGUGCAGCCUACUUGGAGCUGAAGGCUCACACGGGGAUAUCUGGAAUGAAAUUUUGGCUAGCACUCGAUCUCUUCUGCUCCAGCCUUCUAAGGGAUACUCAGCAAAGUCUCCAAUUUCCCAAAAGCAUAUGGAACCCUGAAAGGCAUGUGCAUUAGAUCUGACCGAAGCUGUCCAUCUGAGGCUGAUCCUUGGAUCUGAGCCUGCUCUGAGGGGACGUAGAGUGGAAACAGGUAACGAGAAAUAGGAAAAGCUCCCACACAGCCUGCUCUGGCUUCACGUGAACUCUGGCUACUUA